Capsella rubella is the source of this 2256-nucleotide messenger RNA. RefSeq lists its product as uncharacterized. The record is from RefSeq and is a predicted model, not a curated record. Gene Ontology annotation, cellular component: precatalytic spliceosome; U2-type prespliceosome; U1 snRNP. Gene Ontology annotation, molecular function: U1 snRNA binding; mRNA binding. Gene Ontology annotation, biological process: mRNA splicing, via spliceosome. NCBI's taxonomy places the organism in Eukaryota, Viridiplantae, Streptophyta, Magnoliopsida, Brassicales, Brassicaceae. Bases 1 to 2010 code for a protein of 669 amino acids. The transcript has 28 exons.
AUGGACAGUUCUAGCAAGGAAUCGGCCGUCAACGUCGUUAGCUUAUUAGGUAAACGAAACCCGGAAGAUGAUGAUGAUUUAGAGACAAAACCGUUUCUAAAGAAACAUAAGGACACAACAUCAUCCGAGGAGAAGGAUACAGCGAAAGGAUUUGGUGAUACUCUCCAGCUCAAGGCUGAUAAGGAUGCAGCUGCGCCUGCGAUAACAAAAAAGACGCUCUAUAUGGGCCAUCUCUCUGGCCACACUAAAAUAUCAGAUAUCAUCGAUUUCUUCAAAGAUGUUGUACAAGUUGUCCGUGUUCGACUUUUUGUAUCGUCCACGCAUUCUUUUAUGUGUUAUGGCCUUGUUGAGUUUUCUUCUGUUAACGAAGCAAACAAGGCGCGGGACGAGAAGAAUGGUGAAUAUUUCCUUGCUAAGCGGAUUUAUCUUGGUGUGCCUAAACUACAUCCAAGCCCUCCACGCCCUAAGUAUUGCCUAGAGCACAAGGUUUGCUACAAAGACUACCUUCGACGAGAGAGCCUUCCCAUAGAAGCAGAUGAUGCAGUGACAAGACUUGAUGAAAUUCCCGAUUUUGUUGAGGAAGUACUCUUUGUUGCCAAUAUCUCUCCCCAAUCUAAAAUAUUACAUAUCAAAGAUUUCUUCAAAGAUGUUGGAGAAGUUGUUCGUGUUCGACUUAUUGUAAACCACAAGGGUAAGCAUGUGGGCUAUGCCUUUGUUGACUUUGCUUCUGCUAGUGAAGCAAAGAAGGCGCUGGAAAAGAAGAAUGGUGAAUAUUUGCACGAUCAUAAGAUUAUUCUUGAAGUGGCUAAGACAGCUCCAGACCCUCCACGACCCAAGUACAACCUUUUAGAGAAGCUUUGUUACGAAGACUACCUUCUACGACAAAACCUUAUGACAGAAGAAGAUGGGGCAGCAGUGGAAGGACUCGAUGAAACUGAGGCAGUUGCUUUAAGAAAAAGGACGCUCUUUGUUUCCCAUUUCUCUCGCAAAGCUGAAAUAUCACAUAUCAUCAAUUUCUUCAAAGAUGUUGGACAAGUUGUUUCUCUUCGACUUAUUGUAGACUAUACGGGCAAGCAUGUGGGCGAUGGCUUUGUUGAGUUUGCUUCUGCUAGUGAAGCAGAGACGGCACUGGAAAAGAAGAAUGGUGAAUAUUUGCACGAUCACAAGAUUUUUCUUGACGUGGCUACAAAAGCCCCAUACCCUCUACGACCCAAGUAUUGCAUCGAUCACAAGGUUUGGUAUGAAGACUACCUUGGAAGAGCAGGCCUUCUGAUAGAGGAAGAUCAUGAGGCAGAGACAGUGGAAGGACUUGAUGACACUCCCCUCGAUUUUGUUGAGGCUGUUUCCGUGAGAAAAACCAAGACGCUCUUUGUUGCCCACCUUACUCCCCAAACUAUAAUAUCAGAUAUCAUCAAUUUCUUCAAAGAUGUUGGACAAGUUGUUCAUAUUCGACUUAUUGUUAACAACAAGGGAAAGCAUGUGGGCUGGGGCUUUGUUGAGUUUGCUUCUGCUAAAGAUGCAGAGAAGGCGCUGGAAAAGAAGAACGGUGAACGUUUGCAGGGUGGCAAGAUUUUUCUUGAAGCGGCUAAGAUAGCUCCAUCUCCUCCACCAAAAAGACUAACGCCAUUAAUUUUGUUUAUCAGGUUUGAAGACCACCUUCGACAAGAAAGCCUUCUGAUAGAAGAAGAUGGGGCAAUGGAUGGAUUUGUUGAAACUCCCCAUUUUGUUGAGGAAGCAAGAAAAAAGACGCUCUUUGUUACCAAUCUCCCUCCUGAAACUAAAAUAAAAUAUAUCACCUCUUUCUUCAAAGAUGUUGGAAAAAUUGUUCGUGUUCGUCUUAUUGCAGACCACACGGGUAAGCAAGUGGGCUGUGGCUUUGUUGAGUUUGCUUCUGCUAACGAAGCAGAGAAGGUACAACCUUGCAGAGAAGCUUUGGGUAUAUUCCAGGUACGAAGACAACCUCCUACGAGAACCGAAUAUGAAGGACAAAUCCAACGGAUUCUGCGGUAAGAAGAUUACCUUCUCUCCCGACGAGGACUGAUAGAAGAAGAUGAAGCUCUUUGGUGUUUUUAACUUAGUGAUACGUUGUGGAUUGUUUGUACUACUUUGGUUUUUCUCUUAUGUUCCAAGUUAAGUUUUUAAGCUCUUUGGUGUCUUUUAGCUUUUUAUCAUCUCAUCCAUUAUUUUGUAUCAAAAUAAUAAAAUCCUUAUUCUAUUAUGAUUUUAAAAUUUCUAAGAAAAUUCAAUGUUUUUGAA